UCGUUUUAUUUUUAAUCAUUCAUUUUCAGGUAGCUAUAGAUGCUUUUUAACAGUAUCUUCUAAAGCAGCUGCAUUAAGAAAAAAAAAAAAACCCAUGUUUCAAUAAAGUUUCACUUUUUAUUCCUUUUUUCUUUAUCUAGAAAAAGUUUUUUCCUUUUUUGAUUUUUCUCUCUUUCGGUGAUUCUUAAGCUUAAUUUUUCGAACUUUAAGCUAUCAAGAGACCAAGAGGGAGAAAGUAAGGAGAAGUAGAGCUAUUGUUUUUAGUUAAAGUUUUAGUUUUUGUUAUCAAUUUUUUUGCGCUAUUUUAGUUAUUUGUGAGAAAAGGAAAGAGAAGAAGAAAGAGAAAAUGAACAAUGCUCAUCAAGAAGCUAUCAAGCAAUUUAUGUCCUUGAUGGAAAAUGUUGAUGAUAGAAUGAAGGGCACAUUUCAGAACAUGCACCAUGGGUAUCCGGCUGAAACUUUAGUGCGGUUUCUCAAAGCAAGAAAUUGGAAUGUUCAGAAAGGUCAUAAAAUGUUAAUUGAUUGCUUACAUUGGAGAAUACAAAAUGAGAUUGAUAACAUAUUAGCAAAACCAAUUAUCCCCACUGACUUAUAUGGAGCAGUGCGAGAUUCUCAGCUUGUAGGAUUGUCGGGUUACUCAAAAGAGGGUCUUCCUAUCAUUGCUAUUGGCGUCGGUCUAAGCACAUUUGAUAAAGCAUCUGUGAAUCACUAUGUACGGUCACACAUUCAAAUGAAUGAAUAUAGAGAUCGUGUAGUAUUGCCUACUGCCACAGAAAAGUCUGGACGACAUAUUAGCUCAUGUCUGAAGGUUUUGGAUAUGACUGGCUUGAAGCUUUCGGUGUUGAACCAAAGAAAGCUAUUGACUACUAUCUCAACAAUUGAUGACUUGAAUUAUCCUGAGAAGACAGAGACAUACUAUAUUGUCAAUGCGCCAUACAUAUUUUCGGCAUGUUGGAAGACUGUAAAACCUCUAUUGCAAGAAAGGACAAAGGGGAAAAUUCAGGUGCUUCAAGGUUGCGGAAGGGAUGAGUUACUGAAAAUAAUGGAUUAUUCAUCCCUUCCACAUUUUUGUAGAAAAGAAGGUUCCGGAUCAUCACGUCACAGCAGCAAUGGAACCAUAGAUAAUUGUUUCUCAUUGGAUCAUACCUUCCAUCAACAGUUUUACAAUUACUUAAAGCAGCAAGCUACACUUAUAGAGACUGGUUUGCGAAUCAAACAGGGGUCAAUUCAUGUAGAUUUUCCUGAGCCAGAUCCACAAGAUACCAAAAUUGCAGAGACCAUUGAAUGCGAGUUCCACAGGCUUGCAGACCAGAAUGGUCUAUGCAACUCAUUAAAUGGCCUUAAAGUAAAUAGAGAUUAGAUUUUAGAUAAUACUGGUUACAUAAUUGUUGCCAAUGUGUUAGAAAAGUCAGCACACUGACAACAAAAGGCCCAUCAACUACUUUGGAAUAAGAUGCCUUCAAUUUCAAUUAUCAAAUCAAAUGUAAUAGCAGAGCUUUUUCUUGCAUCAUCAGCUUGAUGCAGGCUUGGUAGAUGGCUAACACUUGAUAUGCCAACUUAGGGUGGAUGAUAGGAAAUGCUUUGUCCAAAUGUCUGUAGAAAGCAUGACCCACCCACUCCUAAUUGCUUCUUGAAUAAUUUUCUUGUCAGCAUCCUCUGAAUAUUUCUCAAACGCAAUUGCUUGUUGUAAAGGCUGUUGACUAUUGUUAAGCAUGUUGUUAACAUGCAAAUGCUGGUGUAUAGGUUGAGCUUAAUAUAUACGAUUGGCUGAUGAUGAUAUGCAUUAAUGGGGGAUCUGCUGCUUUAUGCGGCAGCCACUCUUACAUGAUGGUCAAAGCUGUCUUACAUGAAGGUCAAUCCUGAUAAAGUUUAUGAGUUUUCAGGACUCUUGAAGCAGAAUUAGCCAAUAGAGAGCUAGGUUAGUAACCAAAUGAGACUAUCAUUAUCAUGCUGUUGAAAUAACGAUAAGCCGUUUUACAAUGGCUAACAUCAUCAUUCCCUGACAUCUGAUGCAAGUUCUCAUCCAUUUCAAUCCCCUCUACACCCUCACAUCAGUUAAUCAUUUCCGAAUUUUAAGGGUCUCGGACCAGCCAUUCGAGACUUGCCAUGUUGAACUUUGACGUUAACAUAUCUAAUUUUUCAGUCAUUAACGGGGGAAGAAGAUUGGAAUAUGCCUACUGAUAUGUGGUUGUCAGAGAAUGCGAAACAAAAUUCUUGAAGCAACAUAACGAGCACAAAAUUAGCAAAUGCAAGAACUCAAAAGCACCCUCGCAAUGUACUUUGAACAUCAAACUCAAGACGGAUGUGAGGGUACUCCAAAACAUCACAUAUAAUAUAAACAUGCAAAUAUCAUAUCACAUUUCUAACUUAGCUGUUUAUAGCAACUAUAAGCAACAGCAAUUGAUGCAGCAGCACAAACAACAGCAAGGGGAGCAUAUGUAUCUUCACACUCCCAGCUUUUGAACUGUGAUUGGCGACGAAGAUGAUGAUGGGUUUGUAGGGAAAGUUAAUGAUUCUUCUCUUUCCCUGCUACUUGACACCAUUUCAAAGGCACAAAGAGAGAAAGAAAAGGCGAGAUAAAGGAAGGGGUUUUAGGGAAAGGAAGAACGAAGGGUUUUUGGGAGAGGAAUUUUUUUGGUCGAAGUCCAAGAAAUGGAUGGUUGGCUUUUGAGAGAGAGAAAACUAUGUUUUUUUUUUCUUUUUUU
Molecule: messenger RNA, 2705 nt
Organism: Durio zibethinus
Lineage: Eukaryota; Viridiplantae; Streptophyta; Magnoliopsida; Malvales; Malvaceae
Product: phosphatidylinositol/phosphatidylcholine transfer protein SFH1-like
Source: RefSeq, a predicted model, not a curated record